Messenger RNA from Tetrahymena thermophila SB210, 789 nucleotides. RefSeq lists its product as hypothetical. NCBI's taxonomy places the organism in Eukaryota, Ciliophora, Oligohymenophorea, Hymenostomatida, Tetrahymenidae. The record is from RefSeq and is a predicted model, not a curated record. The transcript has 4 exons.
AUGUAGGAAUUUCAUUUAGAUAAUUUAAAUAUAAGCAGUUUGCAAAAUAAAACUGAAAACGAAGAAGAAAAUGUUAAUGUUUUACACUCAUUUCAAAAUACCUAGUUAAAUUUCAAAACAAAAAUGGAAGUACCAAUUUAAAAUAACACAUAAUAAUGUAAUAAUGAGAAAACCAAAGCAUAUACUGAGAUUCCUAUCUAAAAUAACACAUAAUAAAGUUAAUUUAGAGUAAGACCUAGAUCCAAUGUUUUUGGAAAUAAAUAAUAUUAAGAAGCUCUUUAUUACUACGAAUCUGCUAUCAUUUAUUGUUUUAUUGAUAUGGGUUUUGCUAAUAUUUAAUAAUUUAUGGAUUCAUUGAAAAAGAGUCUUAACAAUCUUGUAAAAAGCUAAGAAGAGGAGAAAUAGAAGAUUAUAAUUGUCUGUAUCAGUCUGAUUCUACUCUCUCAUACAAUAAAAGAAGCAAUUAUAGAUAGAAAUGAUGUUAUUUCAAGUGAAGUUAUGGCUUAUAAGUUAUUUGAGAAGAUGCAAACACAAAAAUGUUUAUUAGAUUAAGCAAUUAAAUACACUGAAAUAGUUUUAGAUUUAAUUUAGUACUUAAAAAAUAAAAACUUAAUUGAGUUUACAGAUGACAUUAUAAUAAUUACCUAAGCUAAUUAUUUGGAGUUGAAGAUCCAUAAAUCACCAAUUGAAUAAUUGGAAAAGCUUGUUAAUAAUUUAGAAUAAAAAUUGUCAUCAUAUACAAAUCAUGAAAAUGGAGUAUUAAAGAGAAUCUUAAUAAAAUAAUUUUGA